AUGGAACUCAUAAUUCGUGUGUUUUUUAUUCUCUGGAUUACCUUGACACUCUUCAACCAUAAUAUGGAAAAUGUGGAAGGAAGAUACCACUAUCACACCAAGCAGAAUAAAGCUUCCUCUGUUUUUAACCCUCCUGUUGAUUCUUCCACUGACCCUCCUUCAAAUUCUCCCACUGUUCCUUCUGACCCUUAUCCAAAUGCUCCUCAAGGUUCCCCUUUGAACUGUGUUUUUGAUGUAAGGUCCUUUGGAGCUGUUGGAGAUGGUUCAACUGAUGACACACCUGCAUUCAGAGCAGCAUGGAAAGCAGCUUGUGCUGUAGAUUCUGGUGUUCUUCUUGCUCCAGAAAAUUACAGCUUUAUGAUCACUUCAACUAUAUUUUCAGGUCCAUGCAAGCCAGGAUUGGUAUUUCAAGUGGAUGGUACACUCAUGGCACCAGAUGGACCAAAUUCUUGGCCAGAAGCAGAUAGCCGAAAUCAAUGGCUUGUGUUUUAUCAACUUGACCAAAUGACUCUUAAUGGUACAGGAACCAUAGAAGGCAAUGGAGACAAGUGGUGGGAUCUCCCUUGCAAACCUCACAGGGGUCCCAAUGGAAAGACUCUGUCAGGACCAUGUGGUAGUCCUGCGAUGAUACGGUUCUUCAUGAGCUCCAAUUUGAAGGUGAAUGGGCUUAAAAUUGAAAACAGUCCUCAGUUUCACAUGAAAUUUGAUGGCUGCCAAGGAGUACUGAUAGAUAAGCUGUCUAUUGCUUCACCAAAACUCAGCCCCAACACAGAUGGAAUCCAUGUAGAAAACACCAAAGAUGUUGGGAUAUAUGACUCCAUGAUAAGCAAUGGUGAUGAUUGCAUUUCAGUUGGACCCGGAUCUGCAAAUGUGGACAUAGCCGGUGUAACUUGUGGUCCUAGCCAUGGGAUUAGCAUUGGAAGCCUUGGAGUACACAAUUCCCAGGCAUGUGUCUCAAACUUAACUGUUCGUGACAGCAUCAUAAGGGAGUCAGAGAAUGGACUCAGAAUCAAGACAUGGCAAGGUGGGAUGGGAUCUGUGACAAGCUUAAGAUUUGAGAACAUCCAAAUGGAGAACGUUGGAAAUUGCAUCAUCAUAGACCAAUACUACUGUUUAUCAAAGGAAUGUCUAAACCAGACUUCAGCUGUGCAUGUUAAUGAUGUAUCCUACAGGAACAUUAAGGGUACUUAUGAUGUGAGAACUGCUCCUAUUCACUUUGCCUGCAGUGACACUGUUGCUUGCACAAACAUAACACUCUCUGAGGUUGAGCUUUUCCCAUUUGAAGGAGAAUUACUAGAUGACCCUUUUUGCUGGAAUGCUUAUGGGACUCAGGAGUCCUUGACUAUACCUCCAAUUAAUUGCUUAAGAGAAGGUGACCCUGAGACAGUAGGUGAUCUUUCUGAAUAUCAAUGCAGUUAA
Abrus precatorius (Indian licorice) is the source of this 1419-nucleotide messenger RNA. Its product is annotated as polygalacturonase At1g48100-like. Lineage: Eukaryota; Viridiplantae; Streptophyta; Magnoliopsida; Fabales; Fabaceae. Gene Ontology annotation, biological process: carbohydrate metabolic process. The transcript has 6 exons. The record is from RefSeq and is a predicted model, not a curated record. The coding region runs from base 1 to 1419 and encodes 472 amino acids. Gene Ontology annotation, molecular function: polygalacturonase activity.